Molecule: messenger RNA, 4127 nt
Organism: Eucalyptus grandis
Lineage: Eukaryota; Viridiplantae; Streptophyta; Magnoliopsida; Myrtales; Myrtaceae
Product: pentatricopeptide repeat-containing protein At3g24000, mitochondrial
Exons: 2
Coding region: 1-1995 (664 amino acids)
Biological process (GO): RNA modification
Molecular function (GO): RNA binding; protein binding; zinc ion binding
Source: RefSeq, a predicted model, not a curated record
AUGCUGCAGAAGGGAGGCAAUACAAGAUCCGAACUUGGUGCCGCAAGAUCGUUUCUUUCGACAAGUACGCCACUGCCAGAUCAGUCGUCUCGAGACCCAUCACCUCCUCUGCCGCUCACGCAGCCUUCGGACCCAGAUGCGCCGGAAGCCGAGAGCUCGGACGAUCCCUGCAUUAUACAGACCAAGGACCUCCUGCGCAGGAGCUCGAAUGGUUCCGGGACUGGGCUUCACGUCCUCGACUUAUUGGAUCGUGGGCUGCUGCAGCCUGAUCGAGCUCUGUACAACAGCAUGCUGAGGAGAUGUACCCAGUUGAGGAAGAUAAAUGAGGGGCGGUUGGUCUGUGCCCACGUUCUCAAGUCGAUGUUCAAGCACGAUAGGCUUAUUCAUAACACGAUCCUCAACAUGUAUGCCAAGUGCGGUCUCAUGGACGAAGCUCGGAAGUUGUUCGACGAAAUGCCCGUGACAGAUAUGGUCACUUGGACUACUAUGAUCACUGGGUAUUCCCAGAACAACCAGUCUGAUGGGGCGGUCGCCUUGUUUCCACAGAUGCUUCGGAUGGGUUUGCAGCCGAAUGAGUUUACGUUGUCGAGCCUUCUCAAGGCUCUUGGGUUCUGGCCUAGUGAUAAGUGCGGUAGGCAGCUUCAUGCCUAUUGUUUGAAAUAUGGAUAUUGUUCGAAUCUUUAUGUAGGUAGUGCUUUGGUUGACAUGUACACAAGGCAUGACCGAAUUGACGAAGCGCAGUCGAUUUUCUGUCUGCUGGUGAACAAGAAUGAGGUCUCGUGGAAUGCUUUGAUUGCUGGAUAUUCUAGGAAAGGCGAGGGUGAGCAUGCUCUUUGCAUGCUCCAGGAGAUGCUAAGGGCUGGUUUCGAAGCCACUCAUUUCACGUACUCCAGUGUGUUUGGUGCCUUGUCGGCCACAGGAUCUCUGGAGCAGGGCAAAUGGGUUCACGCACAUAUGAUCAAAUCAGGGGGUCAGCUUAUUGAGUUUGUGGGAAAUGCUCUCCUCGACAUGUACGCGAAAUCCGGUAGCAUUGAGGAUGCUGAAAAAGUUUUUUAUAGGUUGUUGAGACGAGAUUUAGUUUCCUGGAAUUCACUGCUUACUGGAUAUGCUAAACAUGGGCAUGGGAGGGAAUGCGUGCGCAAAUUUGAAGAAAUGCUGAGGAGAGGAAUUCAACCGAAUGACAUAACCUUCCUCUGUGUUCUGAAUGCUUGUAGUCAUGCUGGACUUUUGGAUGAAGGGCAGUACUAUUUUCGUUUGAUGAAGAAGUAUAAUGUUGAGGCACGCGUUGUGCAUCAUGUGACGAUAGUAGAUCUUCUGGGUCGAGCAGGUCUUUUGGAUCGAGCGAAAAAGUUCAUAGAGGAGAUGCCUAUUGAACCUACUGCGGAAAUCUGGGGAGCAUUGCUUGGUGCUUGUAGGAUGCAUAAAGACAUGAAGUUGGGUGCAUAUGCAGCGGAGCGGGUUUUUGAGCUCAAUCCCAAUGAUUCAGGGCCCCUUGUGUUGUUGUCUAACAUAUAUGCUUCAGCAGGUAGGUGGGGUGACGUGGUUAAAGUGAGAAGGAUGAUGCAGAAGAAUGGGGUGAAAAAGGAGCCCGCGUGUAGUUGGGUGGAUAUCGAGAACAAGGUCCAUAUGUUUGUGGCUAAUGAUGAUUCUCAUCCACAUGGAAAAGAAAUCCGAAAGAUGUGGGAAGAAGUCAGUGCAAAGAUCAAGGAGAUAGGUUAUGUUCCGGACACUAGCCAUGUGCUUUUCUUUGCGGACAAACAAGAGAGGGAAUCGAGAUUGCAACACCAUAGUGAGAAGCUUGCUUUGGCAUUUGCACUCCUAAAAACACCCCCUGGAUCUACCAUCCGAAUCAAGAAGAACAUCAGAGUUUGUGGUGAUUGUCAUUCAGCAUUUAAGUUUGCAUCUAAGGUGUUGGAUAGAGAAAUCAUCCUGAGAGAUACCAAUAGAUUCCAUCAUUUCCAUGAUGGCUCCUGUUCCUGUGGGGACUAUUGGUAAUCAAUAAUGCAAGUUGCCAUAUGAAGCUGACUGUGGUGAUUAGUGAUUCUAUUGCUUACUUAUCUGCUGCUUUCAUCGGCCAUAAAUUCGGAUCAAUGGCAUUGUCUGCUUGGCGUGCACCAAAGCAGGUUUUGGGCCCUGCAAUAGUAGUAAUGAAGCAUCCGGUGGAGUUGGUGGAAUAAGAGUCCCUUUAGGCAGCUCCCAAAAAAGUAGAUCUGCAUGGCCAGUGAAUGAUCUUAAUCAAUGCACAGGGUAAUGCAGGAGUUUUGAAGGACUUAGGCUAUGGCAAACCUUGAAAAGCCAGAGAGUAGAGUUUUUGUCAUUGUGGUAAUCGGCCCACCAUCUGUUUCUUGAGCUUUGUCAUGUGGCAGCGAAGGAAGGGAUUAUCAGCCUGGUAUGUAAGUUGUCAUUUUGGAUCAAGGGAUAACGGGCAACCAUUAGGAUGGCGUCCCGAUUGAUGGUUGGCAUGCUCAUUGGAGACACAAAAUUUAUAGCUCGUGCACACUCAUACCGGAGAUAGAUUUCAUAAUUCUGGAUGGACAUGAAUCUUGUGUGAGAGCUUAUCCCUUGGUCAAUUUUUGUUCACACGGACUAGGCAAUCAAGUGAUGAAGCUUGAUAUCAAGCAUAAGACAAUUCUUAUGCUAGAAAAGCAUGGUCUUUUCUAGCAAAAGGCAUGAAUCAAUGAAAAGGAAAGUUGAAAGCGGAUGACAAGGAAGCAUGAGCAACCUUCUGAGUUUGGCGAGACGUAUGCCCAUGUAGUUGCCAUAAGAAUGAAACUCUUCUUUUUCCCAUGUCGCAUGGACAGCAUUCGCGCAUAUCACAGAAUAGGCAUUCGAAUGUCGAAUUUGACAGGUUAGAUGCCCCACAAGCUGCAUGUCGUUUCAAGGGUCAAGGUUGAACGGUACUAAUUCUUCCUAGAUCAAAUCUGGGUACCCUUUAGGAAAUGCGUCUUCUGCAUCAUUUGAGAUGGUGAUGUAAUCCCGUUCAGUUUCAAUUUUGACCCACUUCAUUGUUCAGCAGUGUCAAAUCCUAGAAUCAAUGAUCUGCAAUUUCGUAUUCUCUCCUCCCUCCUCCCCGAUCUCUUCAUUUAAGCAAAGCUUCCCUGUGUUUCACCAUGGUUUCAUGUACUUAGGCUCAGUGCCGAGGGUCGAAUGUCCGGCAAAAGGAGGGUGGAAUGAAAGAGAGAAAAUUCACAUUAUCUAGUUCUUGAUUCACAUAUUUCUGUCUUUUACUGGAGUCAUUUUCAAUGGUCAUGGGAUAUUGUCCGUAUAGUUGCCCAAUUUCAGACAUUUUCAUAACAAAUAAAACGCAUGACGUAGCAGUAUGAUUCAUGCUUUGCUGUUGCAUGAAAAAUGCCAGAUACAGGGUUUGUUGGUAAAUCAGCCUUUUUCUCCUUCCUUCCUCGUACUCAGCGAGGAAAAAAAGACAAAUGGACGAACCGGUUUCGCACCCAAAAAAGCUCCUCUCUGCCUCAUCAUCCCACCAUGAAUUAACAAUGAAUUAACAGGGAGAUCAAGGACAAAAGGUAGAGCUUUAAACAAGGGCUUCUCGAGUAAUAGUGACAUAGGAUUUGCCUAGAUAAGUCGAUCCUCAACCUCUUUCUAACCCAGAAAAAUGAGUUCCAAAGGCUGUGAAAACAUGUGUUGCAUUACAUAGCAUGCUGGAAGAAAGGGUUGUUGAAUCUCGCAUUGCAAUGUACAGAUGUACAUUCGUCCUAGAGAAAUGAAGGGUUACUGUUGACGAUGAAAAAUAUAUAGGAAACUAUAAAAAUGAAGUUUCAGGUGAGGUUGUAUGUGUGUGGGUGUGGGAGGGAGAGAAGGGAGAGGGAGAAGAAGGAGGUGACUCUUGGCAACUGCGUGGCAAGAAAAGAGCAGAAGGUGUGCCUUGGUGGACUGCGAGGCAACCAUGAAAACGAGAAACGCUCUUGCAUGGUGGUGGUGGUGUCUUCACCCUCACUAAUUUUAGUCCCCCCCUCACAAAAGAACGCCCACAACAAAAAGAAAAAAGAUUUAAUCCGCUUCAGGCGUUUCAAAUCCUCCCCGCAAAAAAAGCAACCGCCUUCACCUUCUCCUUCAUCCCUGCUGCACCAAUAUUACCCAAAAAAAAAACAAAAAACAAAGAGAGAGAGAAA